AGAAAACAAGAACAUGGGAAACAAGCAAUCUUCUUCAUACCAUCAAUUUCAAACCAACCAGCCAGAAGAACCAACCCUUAAGGAGCUAUCCAUCAAAAAACUCGGUAAUUGCCUUUGGGAAGUUACACUCCCAAGAGAUUUAUUUGAUUCUUCCAGUUUACCAACAAUGACCUUGAAAGUAUACUUUCCACAAUCAAAGGUCACUCAGAAAAUCUUCACUCUCACUGGUGAGGAUGAGGUCACUGAGAUUGGAGAGCAUGAAAACCAAACAAUUAAUACACGUCGUUUUCUUGUCAUUGCUCCACCUAAUUGCGCAAGCUUCAGAUUGGAACUCAGUGCAGAGACAACUUGUUUGUCAACUAGAGAGUUGACUACGAAAAGUUACUCAGCUGCUACUAAGGCAUUGUUGAGUGAUGACGGUUCUGUUGAUGCGCAGAGAACUAAACUUAUUGAAAGUUUGAAAAAUUUCCCAGAAAAAGAUUACCAAUUCAGAUUCAUUCCUCUAUCUGAAACUGGAAGUGGAAAGUCCACUCUUUUGAACAUGACGUGCAAGAAUCUUAACUCAGAUCUCACCAAUCCAUUCAUUGUUGGUAAUUCUUCUCAUUUACAAAACUCUAACGAAAAUUGGAGUGUCAGUGAAGAUGAAGAAGAUUUGAGAUCUUACACCAAUCACUUGGCUUCCAUUGAGCGAAUUAAUCAGUCUGAUUUCUCAAGAAUUUCUCUCAUUGACUGCCCAGCUCUAUUCACACGAGUUAUGAAGGAGAGAUUGGAACACUUUUUUGCUCAUCUCAAAGAAAAGGAAGAGGAAUUGAAAAUUGAUGCAAUUUUCGUCCCAAUUCCAAUGAAAGACACACAAGAACUUGUAAGUCAAGAAAGGAACUCGGUGAUGAGUUUCUAUCAGUAUUUAGUCAAUAUGUACAAUAGACAAGCUCAAACUCCACCAGUUUUCUGUUUGAGCCAAAUUGACCAUCUCUAUCUUUUCAAUCAAUACAUUAAGAAAGAUAGCACAAUUAUUGAUAUUUCUCAAUUAGAAGAUAAGAAAGAAGGCUCUCAACCAGGAACAGAAGCUAAUAUUCCUGAAGUUAAAGAAGAUCCAAUCAAUCAAAGUAGAAUUAAAAGAGUGAAAUUGUUGAAACUCUUCUAUGAGUGGUAUGUGGUUGAAAACAAGUCCAUUAUGGAAUUGCUUGGAAUUGGUGAUAGUCAUGACUUUCCAACAUUCUUUACUCACUUUGAGAAACAUCAUUUAGAUGAAGAAAUUUAUCAAAUGAUUGUUGUUGAAAAUUUCAAAUUAAUGUGUCAAUUGGUGGACAGAGCCAAACAAAAAUUUGAUAGUAAGAGGGUUAAAAUUUCUGCAGUAACCCCUCGUGCUCAUAGAAAUGGAGCAGUGGCCAAUCAAUCCCUCUUAGAUUUCCAUUAACAUUAAUGGAAAUGAAGUAAAUUAGUUUAUCACAUGUAAAUUAAAUAAAAAAACAAGAAAAUUAAUUUUUG
Messenger RNA from Naegleria gruberi, 1488 nucleotides. RefSeq lists its product as uncharacterized. The transcript has a single exon. Lineage: Eukaryota; Heterolobosea; Eutetramitea; Acrasida; Naegleriidae. The record is from RefSeq and is a predicted model, not a curated record. The coding region runs from base 14 to 1417 and encodes 467 amino acids.